CGAAGCCGGACGUGUUAACGUCUGACAAACUUCACUUCAACCCUCUUUUUCUCUCGUUUCCCCGAUCAUCUAUCCCUCGCGUCACGCGAAUCAUCAUCCCCGCUCAACUCUCGAUCGCGCCGCGCUCGUGAUAUACUUGUGUCUCGACUCCGGAUCAUCAUCGUCAUUAUCCCGGCCGUUGGAGGAAACGAGACGCUCUCGACGUCGCCGGAAUCAGCCGCUGACACUAUGGAGUGACUCGACCGACGCACACAUCGUUAACCAGGCAGGCACUAAGAUGGACGCCGAGGCAGCGCUGCUGGAGAACUCGCCCACUCUGUCGACGAUCUCGUCGUCGGAUUCCACAGACGCGACUUACUCGGGGCCCGGCUCGCCCUACUCCCUGGAAUCGCCCAUCAUCGUCACAUCCUCGUAUAAAAAAAAGCGUGACGAUGAGGUCGCGCCCAGACCAACGCCCAGAUACCCACUGCCAUCCAGGAAGCCGAGCUUCCGGAUACGACCGCCCUACCUCAUGAUCUGCAUUAGCAUCAUCGAGAUAACCGUCCACUGCCUGGGAGACGAGGCGACGUUACGGAGAUGGCUGGUCUACGAUCCCCGUCAACGGGCGCAGGGCUGGAGGUUCGCCUCCUACAUGCUGCUGCACUCGAACACACUUCACCUCGCACUCAACGUGGUCAUUCAGCUGGUCCUGGCCACUCCACUCGAGGUGGAGCAGGGACGAAUAGGGGUGGCGACCAUCUAUCUCGGGGGCGGGGUGUGCGGCGCUCUGGGAGCGUCGCUUCUUCAACCGAGUCUUUACCUGGUCGGAGCCUCGGCAGGUAUUUACGCGCUGCUCACGAGUCACCUCGCUCAUCUUUACUUGUGCCACGGCGAGCUGCGCUACGCCGGCUGGCGUCUCGGCGCCGUGUUGCUGCUGGCCGGCGCCGACGUCGCGUCCCUGCCGAUACCGGCGCUGCUCGGAUGCGGCCGGGUUGGCUGGGCGGCCCACGUCGCCGGCGCCCUCGCGGGUCCCCUCCUGGGCCUGGCCGUGUUCCCGAAUCAGAGCAAGAAGGACGCCCGUGGACGCAGGUUCGUGCGGUACGUUCGGCUGCUGUCGGCCAUGAGCGUGAUGUUGCUGAUUGUCGGCGCUGUUCUCGGCAACGUUUACCUGAUCGCGCUGCCCCAGCUCAGGAAGCCAUCCUGA
Molecule: messenger RNA, 1183 nt
Organism: Pseudomyrmex gracilis
Lineage: Eukaryota; Metazoa; Arthropoda; Insecta; Hymenoptera; Formicidae
Gene: rho-6
Product: protein rhomboid-like
Exons: 5
Coding region: 278-1183 (301 amino acids)
Cellular component (GO): membrane
Molecular function (GO): serine-type endopeptidase activity
Source: RefSeq, a predicted model, not a curated record